Thunnus maccoyii (southern bluefin tuna) is the source of this 2001-nucleotide messenger RNA. RefSeq names its product solute carrier family 25 member 40 (gene slc25a40). The transcript has 10 exons. Gene Ontology annotation, biological process: mitochondrial transmembrane transport. The coding region runs from base 213 to 1253 and encodes 346 amino acids. The record is from RefSeq and is a predicted model, not a curated record. Lineage: Eukaryota; Metazoa; Chordata; Actinopteri; Scombriformes; Scombridae.
GAUACGUAAUAAACGCAAUCAGGUUGUUCUCUGUAUACAUCCAUGAGGUAGUCUCUUUGUCAACUGAAAGGCUAAUGAGCGAACACGUUUCAAGUUAAGUUUUGCUUUCAUUUCAGAGGCUGUAAGGCAGCAGUGUCUACUACAUCAAACUAACAAAGCCGAAAGGGAUGUUUCAUUUCAUUGCCGUAAAGGAGCUUUAACAGGUAGACAGUAUGAGUGGUCAAAGCCGUGCUCCUCCAGUCAGUGAUGACAUUACUCCCCUCCAGCGGAUGGCGGCAUCGUGCACCGGAGCCAUCUUCACAUCACUGUUGGUCACACCGUUGGAUGUUGUGAAGAUCAGACUGCAAGCACAGAAAAAUCCCUUCCCCAAAGGGAAGUGCUUUGUCUACUGCAACGGACUUAUGGACCAUAUAUGUGUGUGUGAAAACGGCAACUCCAAGGCAUGGUACAAAGCCCCCGGUCACUUCAGUGGCACACUGGAUGCCUUCAUUAAGAUAGUACGCAAUGAAGGAAUCAAGGCAUUGUGGAGCGGUCUGCCUCCAACACUUGUGAUGGCAGUCCCAGCUACAGUCAUCUACUUCACAUGUUACGACCAGCUGUGUGCAGCAGUGAGGGUCAAGAUGGGCGACCACGCACAGAUGGCUCCUCUUCUGGCCGGAGCAGUCGCUAGAGUGGGAGCAGCGACAGUCAUCAGUCCUCUAGAGCUGAUGCGCACAAAGCUGCAGUCUCAGAAACUGUCGUACAGGGAGCUGACUAACUGUGUCCGUUUGGCAGUGGAGACAGAAGGCUGGCGGUCUCUGUGGCGGGCUUUAGGGCCCACACUCCUUAGAGAUGUGCCCUUCUCAGCCAUGUACUGGUACAACUACGAGAGGAGCAAGAGCUGGCUGUGUGAACGUUAUAACACCAGAGAGCCCACGUUGGCCAUCUCCUUCAUAUCCGGAGCGGCGUCUGGCACUAUUGCGUCCAUCGUAACAUUACCUUUUGAUGUUGUCAAAACAAGAAGGCAGGUGGAGCUUGGAGAGCUACAAGCGAUGAAUUUGUCGUCUAAGGCCUCCUCUUCCACCAUCAGUGUGAUGAGGAAGAUUGUUGCACAGCACGGCUUUGGUGGAUUGUUUGCAGGUUUCCUUCCUCGGGUUGUCAAAGUGGCCCCGGCCUGUGCCAUCAUGAUAAGCUCUUAUGAGCUUGGGAAGGCCUUUUUCCGCAAACACAACCAGGAGAGGACUCACAGGGCUCCGCAGACCAGUAACACCUGAUAGAUAGAGCAGAAAUGAAAGUGGGGGGAAAAAAGCUGUUUGACCCAAUUCAGCAUUACAAAAUACUGACAUGACUCAAAUUUAUAUGAAAUGAUUUUUAUUACAGUAUUUAUAUUUUAAUAUUCCUUGCCUUUAUUUCACCGCCACAGAUCCAAUGCACACAACUGAAAAGAAAUAUUUAUUCACUUAAGAAGUGUUGGAAUCUCAUGAUUUUAGAUGCAGCCAGCAGAUGGCAGCCACAGUUUUGUUAAUAAUAUGUGAUUUUCCAGGUCCCAGAUGUGGUUGUCCCACUGGAAUCAUGUGCACUGUGCCUGAAGUUCUUAUAUUAGAGAUGUAAGAUUAGAGUUUAUUCCUCUGUGUAUGACUCAGAGUCAGCAUAUCAUGUUACUGUACAGGGGAUCUCCAUGUUUUGCACUUUCACUCCAAACCUGUGAAUAUGUGUGUGACAUAAACACAAACAUAUAUGAUAGAAGAUGCCAGAACAGUGUGAGUGUGAAGCAACUAACUAUAACUUGCUUUGGGAGAGCACUGUGACAACUGUUAGCUUUAUGAAAAUAUGAAAAUGUGAAAAUGUUAAAUAUAUAUACUUGCUUUUCUUUGGAAAUUCUUUUCAUUGAUCUAUUUUUUCAUGACCUUUUAUCACACGUGUUCAUAGUGGACAAGAAACAAAAAUGUCAAACUUUCGUUUUUGCAAGUGGAGUUUAUUCAAAAUGAAGGAUAAAAAGGCAAAUAAAUCCAGUAAAACAUC